Messenger RNA from Peromyscus californicus insignis, 1656 nucleotides. It is a transcript of the gene Rnaseh2c, whose product is annotated as ribonuclease H2 subunit C. The record is from RefSeq and is a predicted model, not a curated record. The coding region runs from base 1047 to 1547 and encodes 166 amino acids. Lineage: Eukaryota; Metazoa; Chordata; Mammalia; Rodentia; Cricetidae. The transcript is spliced from 4 exons. Gene Ontology annotation, biological process: RNA catabolic process. Gene Ontology annotation, cellular component: ribonuclease H2 complex.
AGAGAAAAAUGCAUUUGAGAAAUGGAUUCAUGUCCCUUAUUUAAAAAACAAAUAACCUAGACUGGGAUCUAAAAGUGUUUUCCAGUGCAAGAGUAUCUAUUGGAGAGAAACCCAGAGUGGCAGCUGCUUCUGAACGGGGAAGAGACAGCAGAGAGUUGGCAGGAGGGAGGGCUUUUAUAGGGUUUUUGGAGCGCGCGCGCGUGCGCGCGCGCGCACACACACACACACACACACACACACACACACACGGUGAGCUAGUGGAAAACUACAACGCAGCCGGAAGUAUCGAUUGGCUGCCAGCUUUAAAACAUUGUUUGACCUGCGAGUCACCGGGGAUUUUCAAGUCUUGGGGCUAGGAGACAGGACAGGGGCAAGGUGUUCUUUCCUUGGCCCUGGUUCCAGGAAUGGGGUUCAAGUCAGGGAUAGGGUGUUCUUUUCGUGGUUCUUUUUUCCUACAGAGUUGUGAUUCUGGAGUAUUUGUUUAUUAUAUUCAAGGCCCUGAGUUCAAUCCUCACCACUAUCAAAAAUCAAUAAUUUGCCAGUCAGUGGUGGCGCAUGCCUUUAGUCCCAGCACUCAGAACAGAGACGGGCGGAUCUCUGUGAGUUCGAGGCCAACUUGGUCUACAGAGUGAGUUCCAGGAUAGACUCCAAAGCUACGCAGAGAAAUCCUGUCUCGAAAAAAUAAAAACAAACAAACAAAAAAAUUAAUAAUUUACCAGACAACCUAUAUAAAUAGGACUCUUCUAGGAAUCCAUUUCGUUUUUUUACAGCCAGCAAAAACCAUAAAAUGUUAGGGCUGGGCGUGGUGGUACAAGCCUGUAAACCCCAGCACCGGGAAGUGGAGGUCCGAGGAUGAGAUCACACACAAUUAAAGAUUUAAAAAAUUAAAAAUGAGGACUUGACCACAAGAAGGCGUGUCUUCGCAGAGGGCGCCCCCGAGAAAGGACUACGAUUCCCAUAAGACUCUGCGCCGAGCGUGCUCGGUCUCCCGACAGGCCCCGCGCGCCUCACCCGCCAGGUUUUGCUUAAGCCCGGGAGCGUCCUGGAUGGAGAGUCCAGAGGAAACGGCGGGCGGUAAACAGCGCGUCCACUUGCGCCCUGGCUCGCUGCAUGACGCCGAGCCGGCUACGCUGCACCUCCUGCCCUGCGAGGUUCUGGUGAGCCGGCCCGCUCCGGUGGAACGCUUCUUCACGCCCGCGGUGCGCCGCGGUGCAGACGGGCUGCAGGUGUCGUUUCGGGGUCGCAGCCUGCGGGGCGAGGAGGUAGCUGUGCCGCCCGGUUUUUCGGGAUUCGUGAUGGUGACGGAGGAGAUGGGAGAGGGGCUGAUAGAGAAGCUGAACUUCUCGGGGGACGCGGAAGACAAAACGGACGAGGCACAGGAACCACUGGAGCGCGAUUUCGACCGCUUUAUCGGAGCCACCGGCAGCUUUAGCCACUUCACCCUGUGGGGUCUUGAAACGGUCCCUGGCCCGGAUGCCAAAGUGCACAGGGCCCUAGGUUGGCCCAGCCUCGCUGCAGCGAUUCACGAACAGGUGCCUGAGGACUGAGAGCCAGAGCAUGAAAAUGAAAGUCACAGAUCCCUUCACACCAGUAAACCAGCAAUAAAUUCACUUUGGAGCCACUGUUCUAAUCCCAAUAAAUGAGCUCUUCACAACA